AUGUUGACAGUAGUAUCUCUGCUACUAUACGAUUUCGAAUUUCACCAUCCAUUCUAUGCAUACGACUUAUCCCCCCUUGGUAUCUUGCAGAAAUUCACUCAGUCGUCUCAGCCCGAACUCUAUCUCGAAAAGAAUGACGACGGUUUUGUGAGAUUAGUCUAUGAAGUAGGAUAUUUGGAGGGAUACUUUGAGAACCUAGUUUUGACAUGUCUCUUAACAAAUGCCCAAAGCGGUAUGCCAUUGGCCAAAGUCAUGCGGCUAUCUCAGUGGAAUAACGAGAACAUUGCCUUUCCAAACGUCUACUCAAUGAAUGAAACAUGCCAUUUGGAUGAAUUACCUCUGGGAACUGUAUAUUUGCCCUUUGAAAUGAAUGCCAAGCCAAAGCUUCAAGCUGACAUAUAUCUCAUGCUAUUCGGAUCUGGCCCAGUGACUGUGAAUGCUACCUGUCAACUUAAUGACUUCAAUGUGCCGAUUUUACGAACUCAUGUGGGGAGCCUUCAAGUGACUUCGAAUUGGAUUGUAAGUAUUCACUAA
Rodentolepis nana is the source of this 534-nucleotide messenger RNA. Lineage: Eukaryota; Metazoa; Platyhelminthes; Cestoda; Cyclophyllidea; Hymenolepididae. The record is from the annotation of a GenBank genome assembly.